AAAAAAAAAAAAAAAAAAAAGUAAUAAGGCCUCCCAGGAGUGACGCUGUUCACCUCCCCAGUCUGGUUUUUGAUCUGACUGCUGCUUUGUUUGCUUGACCUCGGUCUCCUCUUUUUGUUUUGCUUUCUCUUUUUGCACAGAAUAAGGGUGAUGAGUAUUACCAAGAUACUCUCAGAUUCCAUGUUGAGGCUAUGCCCAUGAUAUAGCUCGAUCCUUCAGAGCUUUCAUCGUCAUCAUGAGGUGUCUUGCUGAGAACGCUGGUACCACCACUCAUGCCUCCCGAAGUCAUCCAGCGAUGGAGCCGAUCAUUCUUUUUGGACUAAUCACCGCCUCCAAUGCCUGGAACUUUAUUUUCUCUUCCAUUCAAAAAAUGUUAUUUUUCUUUUCCAUUCUAUUAUCCACUUACACUUUUCUCGGGAUCUUUUCGCCUGUCAGCCAAUCCCUCCCUUCCAUCUUACUCCCUUUCCAACAUCACCCCUACUACUCAAUCCGUAUACUUCCCUUACUACUUGUAGCGAAGCCUCCUGGGAUCACGAGCUCUCAGCCUCUGACUCACGAUGCAUCUUGCUGGGGUAUGAACCUUCUUCAGAAUCAAAGCUUAUUGUGUGGGAAAUGGAACUACUUAAUAAUGGGAACAAGAGAAGUGCAUGUUGUCUCUUCAAAUCAUAUGAACCAAUUUCCAAUAAAGCCGAAGAGGGGCACCAAAAAAAGAGCCUAGGGAAAGGUAUUUCCAAAGGAAAAAGAGGAAAGUAAAAAGAAAUUUACUCCUCUUGGCAGAGUUGGGUUCUCGGAAGCCCGGAGCG
Aspergillus piperis CBS 112811 is the source of this 803-nucleotide messenger RNA. RefSeq lists its product as uncharacterized. Lineage: Eukaryota; Fungi; Ascomycota; Eurotiomycetes; Eurotiales; Aspergillaceae. The transcript has a single exon. Bases 236 to 718 code for a protein of 160 amino acids. The record is from RefSeq and is a predicted model, not a curated record.